AUGAGCAGCAGCAACAGUAGCAGGGCACGGCUUGCGCUCCAUCACUUGGAACUGGAACAGGCCCAAAAUGUGGAGCUGGCCACUGAGAAGCAGCAGCCGUGUGGACGUGCUGACAUAAAGCAUAAGAGUUUGAUAAGACAGCAAAAGGUGUCAGAUCUCACAGAUGGUAAAAGUAAGACAAGUCUAACUUAUGGAGUCUGCAGCAGAUUUGGGAUGGGAACUCCAGGUCUCCUGACUGUAAAUGCAGUGCUCCACUCCAAAUUUCCUGCAGAGAAUCAGUCAGGGGGAGAAGAAAACUUGCUGGCAAUUUUGAGGAGAAGAUGGUGGAAAUAUAUGAUCCUAGGCAUCAUAGAUCUAGAAGCGAAUUACCUGGUAGUCAAAGCUUACCAGUAUACUACACUGACUAGUGUACAGCUCUUGGACUGCUUUGUCAUCCCAGUAGUGAUACUCCUGUCCUGGUUCUUCCUGCUAAUCCGAUACAAGGCUGUGCACUUUGUUGGCAUUGUGGUCUGCAUUCUGGGAAUGGGCUGCAUGGCAGGAGCUGAUGUUCUUAUGGGAAGACAGCAAGGAGCAGGAGAAAACAAGCUGAUAGGAGACCUCUUGGUCCUAGGAGGAGCCACACUCUAUGGCAUCUCGAAUGUGUGGGAAGAAUACAUCAUUCGAACCCUGAGCCGGGUUGAAUUUCUAGGAAUGAUUGGACUCUUUGGUGCCUUCUUCAGUGGAAUUCAGCUGGCUAUAAUGGAGCACAAGGAGCUCUUGAAGGUGCCCUGGGAUUGGCAAAUCGGGCUGUUGUACGUUGGCUUCAGCGCCUGCAUGUUUGGCCUGUACAGCUUCAUGCCAGUAGUCAUAAAGAAAACCAGUGCAACAUCUGUCAACCUCAACCUCCUCACUGCAGACCUGUACAGCCUGUUCUGUGGAUUGUUUCUCUUCCACUACAAGUUUUCAGGACUUUACCUCCUCUCCUUCUUCACUAUCCUCGUCGGGCUGGUUCUCUACUCCUCCACCUCCACAUACAUAGCCCAGGACCCUCGGGUAUACAAGCAGUUUCGAAACCCAUCAGGAACUGUUGUAGACUUACCAGCCUCUGGGCAGGUGGAACCUUCAGUCACCUAUACCAGCCUAGGUCAAGAGAUGGAAGAAGAACCCCAUGUUCGAGUUGCCUAG
Molecule: messenger RNA, 1164 nt
Organism: Trichosurus vulpecula (common brushtail)
Lineage: Eukaryota; Metazoa; Chordata; Mammalia; Diprotodontia; Phalangeridae
Gene: SLC35F1
Product: solute carrier family 35 member F1
Exons: 8
Coding region: 1-1164 (387 amino acids)
Biological process (GO): transmembrane transport
Cellular component (GO): membrane
Molecular function (GO): transmembrane transporter activity
Source: RefSeq, a predicted model, not a curated record